Leishmania mexicana MHOM/GT/2001/U1103 is the source of this 396-nucleotide messenger RNA. RefSeq lists its product as hypothetical. NCBI's taxonomy places the organism in Eukaryota, Euglenozoa, Kinetoplastea, Trypanosomatida, Trypanosomatidae. The record is from RefSeq and is a predicted model, not a curated record. Bases 1 to 396 code for a protein of 131 amino acids. The transcript has a single exon.
AUGGAGCAUGCACUGCUGCAGGUGGUGCAUCUUUAUCCACCAAGGACACUGCUCCGCUACGAUGCCGGCGCGCAUAAGGAAAAGCUGAGGCACCAGCCGCACCUGUACGCUGCGAGCUCCUUUGAAGACUGUGAGACCGUCGCCACGGAUGAGCAGGUGGGGGCGUAUACCGAUCUGCUCGACUUCAUCACCGGCGCGCAGCAGGAGUGCUAUGCGCUCUUCCGUGAAGAUGAUGCGCGGUGGUCCGUCGACGACGGCGUCGAAGAGGAGUGCUCCGCGGGCACGCUGGAUAGUGGCAGUGUCCGCAUCAACUCCAGCGAGUGGAGCGAGGGGGACGGCGACGAUGCUCAUGGAAACGGGGGUGCGCCACGAAAGCGUAGACGAUCGCACGCGUAG